GAUCGAGAUACCAAUCUAUUGCAAGAUGAAACCGUUUGCCUGUAUUCUUGUUAUCCUCGUGGCGCUUCUGGCCGGCAGUCAGGCUUCGCUUGAGGGUCUCCUUGGCGGCGGCGGCGGUGGCGGCGGAGGUGGUGGCGGCGGCAUUGUUCAGCUGCUGCAAAGCAAACUGGGCGGACUCGGUGGAGGACUUGGCGGUGGUAACGGCGGUGGCUAUGCUGGUGGCAGCGCUGGUGGCUACUCCGGCGGCUACUCUGGUGGACACUCUGGCGGCUACUCCGGCGGCUACUCUGGCGGCCAUUCCGGCGGCUACUCCGGCGGCUACUCUGGCGGCCAGUCCGGCGGCUAUUCCGGCGGCUACUCUGGCGGCCACUCUGCGCCCGCUAAGGUUAUCAUCGUCGAAGUGGUCAACCAGGGCCAGGGAGGUGGACAUGGUGGUUACUCCUCGGGCGGUUAUGGUGGUGGUCAUGGCGGCUACUCCUCGGGCGGCUAUGGUGGAGGUGGUUACUCCUCCGGUGGUUCCGGCUGGAACAAGGGCUGGUAAGCCAGCGCUUAGCCCAACAAUAGCCUUAGACUCAAGUUUAAACAGGGAGCCAAAAAGCCAGAAAUCGCAAUAUUCUUCAGUUAUUUCUAAGUUAAAUUUUUUUUUUUAAUAAAAAUU
This is a messenger RNA of Drosophila virilis, 658 nucleotides long. RefSeq lists its product as uncharacterized. The record is from RefSeq and is a predicted model, not a curated record. Lineage: Eukaryota; Metazoa; Arthropoda; Insecta; Diptera; Drosophilidae.